Molecule: messenger RNA, 1002 nt
Organism: Drepanopeziza brunnea f. sp. 'multigermtubi' MB_m1
Lineage: Eukaryota; Fungi; Ascomycota; Leotiomycetes; Helotiales; Drepanopezizaceae
Source: RefSeq, a predicted model, not a curated record
AUGUCGUCACGGGAAACACCAAACGAGGAUCUUACCCAAGACAGCAAACAUGCUCUCAUCGACCGGCUCAACCGUUUGGUUCUCAGGCUUUCGAGCGUUGGCUCGCUCAAGCAUCGGGCUAUCUCCACUAUCCAUUCCCAAGUCGACAAAAUCGAGAUUCUUGUCAGUCGUGUUGAGAUUAAAAGACCAAGCCAACCUCUCUGCAAGCUAUCAUUGAAUAUCCCGCGAGAAGACGGCUUACUGGGACACCCAGCUCCGAACCGAAUUCUCGAGAUAGAGAAUACAACCGUGUCUACAAAACCUCAUUUUGAAGAUGGCAUGAAUCCCGGAGUUUCGAAUAAUACACCAAACAAUACCGCCAAAUUGGCUCAAGCUGCCGAGGACUUGGCUUCGAGAUUAUCAACAACUGUUGUCGAGCUUCAAGAAAGGAAGGUCGAAUUCAAAGGAGGACGAUUUCCAGUCGAACCAGUCCGAGCUCAAGUUUCUCCGUAUUCAGCUGCAAUCGAUUCAAGCCCAUCGACUCGGUUGCUGAGGACGGACUGUCUUCACGCACGUCAUGUUGACAUCGGGUUAUACUCAACUUGCCCAAGACCCAGUACAUCUUGCAGACCUCAGCCCAAGCAACUCGCAUCGAAUCACACCUCAGACAACACCAUGGCGAAGAAAAAACCCACACUCCAAGAAUACGGCGCCGCUCUCGAAGCAAAACACUAUGAAACCCAAAAGUUGCGAGCCCGCUACACCAAGUUAACACGAGAUACCAAGCGCAAGAUCGCUCGCUCUAAAAAUAUGGAAAUCCCCAAAUGGGAGGCGUACUGGAAAGUCAUUGACGAAUGGAAAGAGAUUGUCGCGACUUACGAGAUAGAGAAAGAGCUUCACCCCCUCGGCCUUGCACCUUCCCCCGAAAGAAUCCCGCCGCGACCGGUCAGACCUGACGACCUCGAGGAUGUGUAUGGUGUGUUGAUUGAGCCCCCAAGGCUUUCAAGACUGAGAAUAUGCUGA